This is a messenger RNA of Parasteatoda tepidariorum (common house spider), 1405 nucleotides long. RefSeq lists its product as uncharacterized. NCBI's taxonomy places the organism in Eukaryota, Metazoa, Arthropoda, Arachnida, Araneae, Theridiidae. The record is from RefSeq and is a predicted model, not a curated record.
GCGUGGCUACCGUAGCCUCUUGCGGCACGAACAACUCAGUCAGUGUCACUUGACGCGAAGUUUCAGCGGCGAUGUUCUUUUGAAAUAGAGAGUUAGGAAAACGAGAAAAAAAAAUCGUGGAAGUUUUCCGAGAACUUUUGUUGUGUUCCUCGUAUCAGGAUGAACAUUCUUCAUUUUUUCGGGGUGCUCUUCUUUCUUAAAGUUGUAUCAGGAUUGAGGUUAGCGAGACUUGAUGUACCAGCGGCAGUUGUACGAGGUGAAGCAGCAUGGCUAAAUUGCACCUAUAACUUGGAAAAUGACGAGCUUUACUCAGUUAAAUGGUACAAAAACAACGUUGAGUUUUAUAGGUUUUUACCAAGUGAUAGACCUCCAGGACAAAAAUAUGAUUUGCAAGGCGUCUAUGUCGACCUAGCUCAGUCUGCAUUGGGUCACGUGUAUCUGCAGCGUACAGACCUCAAUACGGAAGGAGUGUACAGAUGCGAAGUGUCAGCCGAAGCACCAUCCUUCCAAACAGUCAGAGAAGAAAAAGAGGUUCGAGUCUAUGUUUUACCGGAAGACGGACCUACUAUUUCAGGUGUGAAACCUCAGUACCAAGUAGGGGAUGAUGUUAAUGUCACUUGUUCAGCAGGCCCAUCAAAACCUGCUGCCGCUCUGCGAUGGUACAUAAAUGGACACGAGGCUCCUUUGGAAUAUGAAAUUCGCUACAGUCCCAUACGGCAUCCUGAUCGCCUAUUGGUCUCCACACUUGGGCUCCGAUUCACAGCGGAACCUCGACAUUUCUGGCAUGGGGCAAUGAAACUGCGAUGUUCUGCAGUUAUUUCUCAAGCUUACUCCAUGAGCAGCGAAGAGAUCAUCGUUGGUGACAAUGCAAAGGCCUCAGCUGUUGUCGGUGAUGGACCAGUCAUCACCGGAGGAAAGCCGAAGUAUCAAAAAGGUGACACCGUGGACGUUAAUUGCACAUCGGCAAAAUCAAAUCCCCCAGCUGAACUCAAGUGGUACAUUAAUGAUAAACCUGUUAGACAGGAAUUCCUGAUCCGUUACAAGCCUGUCAGGUAUCAGGAUGGUCAGGCGACGUCCAUCUUGGGUUUGAGCUUCCCAGUACGAACAGACCAUUUUCAGAGAGACGAGAUGAGACUCAAGUGUACAGCUACUCUCUCAAAAGUGAUCAACAUGAGCAGCGAAGAGACGCUCGUCGGUAGCAGUCAACAGAGUUCAGGACUUCACAUUUCUGAAAAUACAGGAGCAGUGAUCAACAGAGGAAGUACAGUGGGUUGUCUUCUUCAGACUCUUUUCGUGAGCACAUUCCUUGCAGCUCUCCUAUAGCGAUUCAUUUGUGCCUCUUGAACUUUACCCUCUCCCUUGCAUGGGGCUAAAAUACAGAAAGAUGAUAGCAUGUGCACCCAUU